AUGAAUACGAUAGAAAUAAUCUCACUUGUUUCCAAACAACUGAGUUUAUAUAUUCCAUUGUUUUUAUUAACAUUUGGUAAUUUUGGUUGUUUAUUUAACUUACGUGUAUUUACAAAUAAAAAGUUGACAACAAAACCAUGUUCCAUUUAUUUUCUAUCGGCGGCUGUAACGGAUUUUUUUGUUCUUAAUUUUAACCUUUUAACACGAUGGCUACAAGAACAAUUUAAUAUUUCUCCACAAAGCUACAAUCAAAUCUACUGUAAAUUUCGAAGUUAUCUUAUUGUUCUAUUGCCAAUGUUAAGUACAAGUUUCGUCGUAUUGGCAUCAUUUGAUCGAUUCGCAGCAAGUACAAUGAGUAAUCGAAUACGAAAAAUGAGUAAUAUUAAAACAGUUAAGAGUGAAUUAUUAAUGACAACAUUGUUUUGGGUUAUUGUUUGUUUACAUAUAUUAAUCUUUUAUAGUGUUCAAUAUAAUAGCAUAACAUCCACCUAUUAUUGUGAUAGUGAACUGGGAAACUAUGGAUUAUUUAACUCUAUAUUUACUGUUUUAUUUAUCGGAUUAUUACCAGUUAUACUCAUGUCAACAUUUGGUGCAUUAACAAUACGUAAUACAAGAAUCUCGCGUCAGCGGGCUAGAAGUCGUCAACAGAUAAAUCAGCAAAUAAGAAGAAAAGAUCGGCAAUUAAUUCUGAUGUUAUUAUUCCAAAUUCUUUCGAGUGUUAUUUGUUCAUUACGUAAUUUACCAUUUUGCUUUUGUUGUUGUCUCCCUAAUGGAAAACAAUUUGUUGAUUCUGAUAAGAAUCGUAUGGAUUUCUUACGAAUUGCUUAGACAGGACGCUGCACGAAAGUGAUAAGAAAUCCAUUAGUUCUAGUAAAAGGUUUAUAAGAAUUUUAUACGAUAUUCAUAAAAAGUCAUGAGAAGUUUUCGAAAAAUCGUUUAAUCAUUUAUUAACCAGAUUUUUGAUAGUAAUGUCUGUUUCAAGGAGCGCUUCAUAUUCUGAUUACCUUGAAACCUUAAUAAAACGUUGUUUUGGCGUUCCCCCAAGAAAAGUAGUAGUAGUAUUCUAUCGAGCGUCUAAUAUCCCUGUUGGUCGAGUCUAAGACGGGCUUGAGAGUACCCCUCCCACCUUUUGAGGCUUUCCGUAGAAAUAUUGUCAAGCAUAAACGAAAAAUCAACGAGCCUCCUUCAUUCCAGAACUAAUUGAAAACUCAAUUGAGCAUCUUUUCAUUUGUAUAGUAUAGUUUUCCAGUUUUUAUACAUUAUGAUUAUCAUUAUUUCGUGAUACAUUCCAAAAUGAUUUUAUGGAUCAUUUCGUACAACGCAAGUUUAAUUAUUUUAUGCCAUUAAGAAAUGAAAAGCUAUAGCU
This is a messenger RNA of Didymodactylos carnosus, 1366 nucleotides long. NCBI's taxonomy places the organism in Eukaryota, Metazoa, Rotifera, Eurotatoria, Philodinida, Philodinidae. The record is from the annotation of a GenBank genome assembly.